CAUGAGAGGAAGAGAGCUAAUUGCCCAAAGGUAAACACGAAAACUAAUGCAUAAUAAAGCAUACUGGCCAUUCUUCAUACACAAUUAUAUAUGCUUUAAUUUCAUUAGUGAUUCUGGUUUCCAUACGGAAUCAACUGAGGAAGCAGGCUUCGGAUGGUAAUUAGUAGUGGGAAUCCUUGUCUGAAAAUGCAAUGCAGAAGCAGAAAUGAAUCCUGUUUUGGAAGCCAUGCAGAAGCAGAAAAUGGUCGGCGAGGUGGGGAAUGGGAGCAGCGACGGAUUGGGAGAACGAUAGCGAUGGUCGUACGAGGAGUGGCGGCGGGUUGGGGGAACGGCAGCAAUGGUCCAAGUUAAGGAUUACAGAUUGAAUUGGGUAUAAGGAUAUAAUUGUCAAAUAUAGUAUGAUUUAGGGCAAAAUAAUUUAAAUUUUAGGGCGACAAAUAGCAAUUCAGGUUUAUAAAACAAAAAAGGGAGAAACUUUAGGAGUGGACAACUGGAAAUGUUUAUAGCGGGCGGGUCAGACUCUGUCUUUCACUGAAAACCAGGCCACCCGAAAAGAGGGAAAAGGAAGGAAAAGAUACAUUUUCUUCCCCAGCUUUUCUUCUUGUCCCUCAUCGUUUUCCCUGUCAGCCUCUGUUUCCAGUUUCGGUUACUGUGACUUCAGCUCACCAGCAGCUUCCUUCCCUCUCCCACGCCCCAGUUUGGCAGCUUGGUUGUCUCUUUUACACUUUCCUUCUCUCCGAAGCCAGCCAGAGAAGCAUGCUUUCGCCAUUCUCUUCCUUCACGUUCAGAGCUUCUUCUUCUUCUUCGAGGGUGAUUGGUUUCUGCUUCAGUUUCCCAAUUUGAGCCGAGUCUCCGCUAAUUUCCUCUGUAAGUUGCAAUCUUUCCGCUGGAUUUGUGAUAAAUUGUGGAUUUUGCGUAAUGGGUUCGCAUUGACCUACUUUUUAGAGCUACUCAAUUCCAGUUAUACCCAGUUUCUUUGUCCUCGUCUGCCUGCAAUGGGAGAUGUGGCGAACUCCGAUGAUGGAGAGAGGGAGGCAGCAGAAAGUAAUGAACGCCACCAACAUCUUCUUCUCAGCAAGCUGAAGGCUGCCGAGAUGGAGAUCGAAGAUUUGAAGCAAAUGAGGAAGGAGGACGGGAAGGCCAACGAGAAAGUCGUCGGGAUUUUUGCUUCUCAGGAGCAGACCUGGUUUAUAGAGAGGAAGAAGCUCAGGCUGCACAUUGGAGCCCUAAUGAACCAAUUGAAUCUUUUCCAGAACGAGAAAGAACAAUCCAUCUCUGAAUUGCACGACAAAAUUGGGGGAAUGGAGGGUUUGUUGCAGGCGAAGGAUAAGACAUUAGAGGAAGAAGAGAACAAGAGGAAGGAAUUGGAAGAGAAGCUGACUAGAGUUGAGAAUUUGGCGGAAGAGUUGAGGGAAUCCAUGAGAAAGGAAGCUCAGGAGCAUUCUGCGGAUCUGUGGAAACACAGGACUGCAUUUCUCGAGCUUGUUUCCAACCAGAGACAGGUUGAAGCUGAGAUGGGUAGAUUGGUGAGGCAGCUUGAGGUUAAAAGGCAGGAGUUGAAUUCGGCUAUGGAGCAGAAGGAGGAAUCAGCUGCAGAAGUUGUGAAACUGAGAAUGGAUUUGGAGCAGAAAGAGAAGAUCUUGUCUGCAAUUUUGAGGAGAACGAAGGUUGAUGUGAGUGAGAAGCAAAUGCUGCUCAAGGAAGUGAAGGUUUCCAAGGCCAGAAGGAAGCAGGCCGAAUUGGAGACAGAAAGAUGGAAGGCUGCUGCUGCUGCAUCAGAGACUAGGCAUGAGAAGAAGCAGCAUUCAUUGAGAAGCAUGUUUGCAAAUGCCAGUCAAGAUGAUGAUGGUCUCACGAAAGGUAGAUCAUCAUAUUCUAGUGAUAAUUAUGUGUUUGAGUACGAGAAUCCUGAGUUCUUGAACGACCCGGAUACGGCUUCCUCCCCUUUGACUGAUGACUACUCGCCUGUUGGAAGGGCUGCUGAGCUAGCUGAUGUAAGGAGAUUGGAAGGAUGGAUUAGAAUGGAAGCAGAAAGGUAUGCAGAAGCAAUCGAGAAGAGGCAUCAUGUGGAGAUUGAUGCUUUUGUGGAGCAGUUGAGGCUGAAAGAUGAAAAGCUGGAAGCUUUUCGAAGGAAGUUUCUGAGCAGUCAUAUAGAAUCCAAUAGAGUGCAAUCUCACCUCGAAUCACUGAACCAAGAGUUAUCCCGGCUAAGGCAUGAGAAUAUGAAACUUGAAGCAUUACUGCUGCAGAGUAAGGAAGAAGUGAGCUGUCUUCAACAGCAAGCAAGAAUGUCUCAAUCAGAACAACAGCUUCAAGUAACCAUUUCCGACCAACCCAAGAAUGGUAUAAUGGUGGUUGUUGAGUCCCCUGAUAAGGAGUUUGAAGAAGAGAAGCAUGUAACCGAACAGGGUCCUACAAUUAACGAAGGAAGCCCAAGCUCCAUGGGAGAGAUUGAGAGUGUGAAAAGCGUAGCAACAACCAGCAAUGCAUUGGUCAUCAGCACAAAUGGCAGCAGUAAUAAUCUAUGGAGGAUGGACCUCCAUGCCCUUGGAGUCUCUUACAAGAUCAAGAGGCUGAAGCAGCAGCUCCUCAUGCUGGAGAGAUUGACAGAAAAGCAAGAGAGUGGUGAAGAAGAUUCAGGUGAUCAAGACAAUGGGGUAAAGGACUUCUUGAUGCUGAUAUCACUGCUCAACAGGCAAAUCAGUAGGUACCAGACCCUCCAAGCAAAAACUGACGAACUCUGCCAGCGCAUGCAUGACAGUGAUGUGGAGACCUCUUCUUCUUCUUCGAAGAGGGAAGAGAGAAGCAAGGGAGAGAUGAAGAGAUUGGAGCAUUACUUGGAGGAGACGUUUCAUGUGCAGAGGUACAUGGUGUCAACAGGGCAGAAACUGAUGGAUGUGCAGUCGAAGAUUGGUUCAGGGUUCGUGGAGGUACCCGAAGAGCUGAAUAAAUCAGGAGGAAGCAUCAACAUAAAGAGAUUCGCGGACAACGUGAAGGCGUUGUUGCAGGAAGUCCAGAGAGGUCUCGAGGUUCGAAUCGCACGAAUCAUUGGGGAUCUCGAAGGGACCUUGGCUUGCCAAGGGAUGAUACGUUUGAGGCGGUAAUUAUAUACACUUAUGUGAUGUAUAGUCUAUAGCAGAGCCAGAGAGACACAUGAAAUAUAAUCUUACUGUAAUAAGAAGGAAAGUUGUGGCGUGAUCAACAAGUUAGCAGAUGUUCAUAGUUUGUUCUUUGUGUAUAGGCUGAGAGUUCCAUUAUACAAAUCGAUUACCUAAACGAGCUCAACCUGUCACUAAAUAUGCAACCCUAUU
Molecule: messenger RNA, 3311 nt
Organism: Linum trigynum
Lineage: Eukaryota; Viridiplantae; Streptophyta; Magnoliopsida; Malpighiales; Linaceae
Source: the annotation of a GenBank genome assembly